Molecule: messenger RNA, 1459 nt
Organism: Cylas formicarius (sweet potato weevil)
Lineage: Eukaryota; Metazoa; Arthropoda; Insecta; Coleoptera; Brentidae
Product: transcription factor kayak-like
Exons: 3
Coding region: 237-1178 (313 amino acids)
Source: RefSeq, a predicted model, not a curated record
GUAAUAAGAACUCACUUCCUCUAAAUUACUCAAAAAACUUGUCACAUUAAAUAUGAAGCGGCUCCUUUUCCGACAUAUUCGUCAUCGAUAAACCUGAUGCCAUAUUAAUAUCGAAUGGGUGUGCUUAUCGGAGAAAGGUGAGAUGAGAGAAGCGCGGAUAUAUAACACUCUUCCGUGCACUGGUCGUACCACACUCUCACUCAACUCGGUGCACCGACCUAAACCGGAGCAGAAACAUGAAUUACUUUCAAGUGUCCACCUUUAUCAUUCUUUUGGCAAUGGUGGUCGCAGAUCAUCCACGCCACAGGAUGACCAACAAGGGCAAGCGAGGUAUCGCAGACUAUAGCAGCUCGGCGAAUUUGGUUCCCUAUCACCAACAGGCCCAGAGGCCUUACGGGCCUCCCCAAGAAGCUGGAGCUCAUCAACCGUAUCCGCAAAACCAGUAUUUUCAGAAGCCGUUCGAACCUUCUUCGAAAUACUACCAGGUUCAACAGCAGCAGUCGGUACCUUCGAUUCCUCAGAAAUACAUCCAAGCUACUGGUUACGGUGCUCACCAACUGCCUCAGAAUAUCGGCACACCUUCCGCAGCUGGUAUAUCGCAAAAGGUCCCGUCGUACGUAAAGGCGCCAUACUCGCAAGCUGGUGACGUGUCGUCCUUCACCUACUCCAGCCCAGUGGCGUCCUACAACAGCGCCGGUGGUUUGACCUUAUUUAGCGGCAAACCACAAGCGUUAAGGCAGGCGUAUCAACAGCAACCCGUCAAUUUCCAUUACCAGCGACCCGAAUCGCUUCAGUACCAACAAUCGCAGAACGAUUUCCAGUACCAGCCUAUCGGCAAGCCGCUGGCAGUAUCCAGGAUAGUGUACAACCCGCAGGAGCAGAAAGCUCUUCAAGAAGACAAUACGAACUCGAUUUCGCAGCAGUACGAAGCUCACUCCCCGCAGCAAUUUUACGUCGCGGCGGCUCAACAGUAUCCCGCGGCUCCGUCUCAGUAUUCUAGUCCGGAAGCCCACCAGUAUCUCGGACAAUUCGGAACGUCGCAGCAGUACACGCCUGCUGUUUCGGACCAACAGCAGUACUUGCAUCAGCAACAGCCGAACGAGCAAGAGUCUGCAGCAGCACCACAGUUUUACCAACAUGUCAAUUCUUCGAAGUAUAAGGAGAACCAGUACCAGUAGCUAGGGCGUUCGUAGUUUAGGUUUUGUAAAUAGAUCAACAAUAGAUCGUAAGCUUUUGUAAUUCUUACACGACUGAUGAUAAAAGUUCAAGAUUUUGUGACAAUUGGAAAAUAAAAUUUUGUAACGUCCAGCAAUGCUUUUAAAUGUAAAAUAGGUUUAAGUAGGUUCGAGUAGGUGCUACCAAAUAUCGAUAGCUUCUUAGUACUCUCCAACUAUAAUUACAGUAUUUAUUGCGCUGAUGGAUUUGACAUUUUAUUUUCAAGGUUAAGCGUCAAAGGUUG